This is a messenger RNA of Sceloporus undulatus (fence lizard), 6463 nucleotides long. It is a transcript of the gene NFATC4, whose product is annotated as nuclear factor of activated T cells 4. Gene Ontology annotation, biological process: calcineurin-NFAT signaling cascade; cytokine production; regulation of transcription by RNA polymerase II. The coding region runs from base 133 to 2649 and encodes 838 amino acids. NCBI's taxonomy places the organism in Eukaryota, Metazoa, Chordata, Lepidosauria, Squamata, Phrynosomatidae. The transcript has 10 exons. Gene Ontology annotation, molecular function: transcription factor binding; DNA-binding transcription factor activity, RNA polymerase II-specific; RNA polymerase II cis-regulatory region sequence-specific DNA binding. The record is from RefSeq and is a predicted model, not a curated record. Gene Ontology annotation, cellular component: transcription regulator complex.
GGAGUUAAAGGAGGGGAGAGCUUCUCCCCUCCUUCUGAUCCCCCAAUUUGUCUGUAUUUAUUUUAUAAGGGUGGGGACCCUAUUAAGUCCCAUUCAGGCAGGGGCAAAGGAAAAAACCAAAUUGCAAUUGCAAUGGGUGCUGCGAACUGUGAAGAUGAAGACUUAGAGUUCAAGCUCAUCUUUGGAGAGGAAGAGAAAGACACUCCGGCUAUGGGGGUCCCCUUGGAAGACCUGGAUGCGGACAACCUCCCUGUCUAUUGUUCACUUACUCUGGGAGACCCACCACCCUAUGCCUCUCCUCUAAACAUCCCAUGUCCACUGCAUCUUGGUGGGAACCGUGCUGGCAUGCAUUCUCCUCCUCCCCGUCCGGCUGAUUUGGAUGGUGACACUUUUGAAAGCCAGCCAGCCCGGAGAGUACGUCUAGGAGGUUCCCGGGUGCUGGAGUGCCCCAGCAUUCAGAUCACGACCAUUUCCCCAAGCCGACGGGGUGAGGAAGAUGACUGGGACUCUUCCCCUCGAGAUUAUCUCCUCUUGGAGGCUUUUGGAGGCUACCGGGAAACAUCUCCAUCAUCUGGUUUCUUCACACCGAGUCCAGCCAGCAGUGGUAGUGUCUCUCCCUGGAGCUUUUUUUCAGACGAUGAGGCCCCCGCUGGAGAUGAUGUGGAGCAUGAGCUAAAUGAAGCAGCUGCCCGUUUUGCCCUUAGUUCUCCUUUGGGUUCUCCACGGGGAUCUCCUAAACCGUGGUCAUCUGCUGAUGAAUCUUGGCCGGGCUACGGGGUCAACUACUCUCCAAGCCGGGGAGCAGAGGAUGGGUGGAUGCUUCUGGGCCCUCGACCGGCUUCACCUUGUGGCAAACGGCGCUACUCCAGCUCUGAAACGCACUCCUCUACUUCUCCAUGCUUGUCCCGGAGAGGCAGCCUUGGUGAGGAUGUCCCAGGAGAAUGCGUGGAGUCAAGUGGUGAUGUAGCUACCUUCAACUCUAAUGGAGCCCGACUGGUUGAAAGCAUACCCCAGAAAGCUCGGAAGACUUCGACGGAGCAGACGGUGGCCCUGACCCGGAAAGAGGAAGGGAAUUGUAAUGGAGAGGAUGGAGGCACCGGCUUUGGACUUGGAGUGGCCCGGAAAGAAGGGAUGGAUUACCUCGCUGUACCUUCACCAUUGGCCUGGUCUAAGGCUCGUAUUGGAGGCCACAGCCCCAUAUUCAGGUCUUCUGCUCUCCCACCUCUGGAUUGGCCUCUCCCCAGUCAAUACGAACAGUAUGAACUGAAGAUUGAAGUGCAGCCCCGAACUCACCACCGAGCCCAUUAUGAGACGGAGGGCAGCAGGGGUGCAGUGAAGGCUGCGCCUGGAGGACAUCCGGUGGUGAAGCUUACAGGCUACGAUGAGAAACCUCUUACCUUGCAAAUGUUCAUCGGAACAGCAGAUGAGCGGAACCUGCGUCCCCAUGCCUUCUACCAGGUGCACCGCAUCACGGGCAAGAUGGUGGCUACCACCAGUUAUGAAUCCAUCAUCAGUGGUACCAAGGUCCUUGAGAUGUCCCUGCUGCCUGAGAACAACAUGGCUGCCAACAUCGACUGUGCUGGGAUCUUGAAGUUGCGGAAUUCAGACAUCGAGCUGCGCAAGGGCGAGACGGACAUUGGGCGGAAAAACACACGAGUGCGCUUGGUCUUCCGGGUCCAUGUGCCACAAGGGAAUGGCAAGGUGGUCUCUAUCCAGACGGCCUCAGUGCCCAUCGAGUGCUCCCAGCGCUCAGCUCAAGAGCUCCCUCAAGUGGAAAACUACAACCUCAGUGCCUGCUCUGUCCACGGUGGGGAGGAGAUGGUGGUCACCGGUGCGAAUUUCCUGCCUGAAUCCAAGGUUGUCUUCAUUGAACGCGGCCCUGAUGGAAAACUCCAAUGGGAAGAGGAGGCAAACGUGAAUCGGUUGAAAAGUACAGAGGCCUCUCUGACCCUCACAGUCCCGGAAUACAACAACAAGCGAGUGUCACGACCUGUUCAGGCAUAUUUUUACGUUUCCAAUGGACGCCGGAAAAGGAGCCCAGCUCAGGCAUUCAAAUAUUUACCUGUGAUCUUCAAAGAAGAACCUCUGCAAGACUCCCCACACCGUAGUUUCUCCCAUGUCUCUCCAAGCGCUCAUUUCCCACCACAGUCAGGCCAGGGACCUAUGGAUUUUGCCCCCUCUGGGCCACCCUUCCCUUAUGGCCCUGACCAUUCUCCACCCUGUUCUCCUUAUGGUUCCGAGUGGAGUUCAUGCUCAUUCCCAGCACCACCUCGCUACAGCCCUACCUUCCGUUUCCCCACCAAUGAGGCCUACAGGGGGCCUAAUCUUUCUGUUCCCCUCCUCACUCCACCAAGCCUGCCCCACUUCCAUGCUCUGGAUUGCCGCCCACCUCACUUCCAGCCCCCCAGCUCACAGCUUGCCCCUCAACCACCAGGGCAGGCAGAAACAUGUGGCAGGGAGAGGACUUCAGAAUGGACAGAUCCUGAACCAAGGUCUGAGGAACAUGGCACCAAGGAGAAGUCAGGGUUUGGUGGUGGUUUCCAGAAUAAUUUGCCCAUCCAUGGGAUCACACUGGAGGAAGUAACCGAGAUCAUCGGCAGGGACUUGAGCGACUUCCCCGAGCCGCCCUGUGAAGGAGGCCGGAGUUGAAAAACCACUGCAUCCCAGGACUCUCAUAUCUUCAAAUUAAUUGGAAGCUUGUCUUGCCAGAGGAAAGUCAGCGACAUCGAGAGAUUACCCUAAACAACUAUCAUGCUGGUUUAUGGGGACCCUGAUAUUUAUACAUGAGUUUUCUACUUAUUCUUUCAUGUGUUCUUCCUUUUUGUUUCUGCUGGUGCUUCCAUAAGAUGAUGCUUCCAUAAAAUGUAGCAUAUCUCAGAAUAACCAGGAUGGAUAAAAGCAGGGGCUCCCUUUGCCAAAUCUUCUUCCUCCAUCAACAGGGCUCUUAAGAGCCACCAUUGUUCUGUUCCAUAUUUUUCACCUGUUGUCACUCUACAGCAUCUGAGCAUCAAGAGAGAUGCUGGACUCUGGACCAAAAGUGGGCUUGCACAACUGACUCUUAUGGUACCUGAGUCUUUAUUCCAACCCCUUCAGUCAUCAUCCCCUUUAAAUCCUUCUAUAUCGUAUGGCAGUGGAUUCAAGUGCUAACCUUUCCCAGCAUGGUUGCCUGAGUAAAACCUUCCAUCCACAGGAUUGUUGCAUCUAUCUGUAUAACUAUCUGGCCUUUUCUCUGCUACUCCCUCUUUCUGUCCUUUCCCACACAUUAUCACCAUGCCAUCCACUCUGUCCUUCCAUCCAAACCACCUUUCAUUUUUAUUUGGCCUUUUCUGUAAUAUUGAGAGUUUCAUCUUCCACUAUCAUAGCUUGGCAAGUUCUUCUUGGUGGUGUAAGCCAUUGUGCCUAAAAGCUGUGGUUUUCAAAUGGUGGGACCCUUGGGGUCUUUGCAAUGUUGGCUCCUUGAUAAGAAUGUUGAGAAUAUUUGCAAAAUUUCUAGCCCCCAGUGACAAAAAGUGUGUUGACACAUUGAGAAGCUCUGCUGAGAAAAUGAUCAACUAUCAUAAGUUUUAUUCUGCACAAAAUUAAUGUUGGGUUUUCUUGUACAGAAAAUAGCUUUUCUGCUUAAAAAAAGAAGGUGAAUUUUCCCCAGAAUAUGAUCAUAACUAUAGCAUUUUCUGCACAGACAAUUCUGUUUUUUGCACAGGGAUAUUAUUUUCUGUGCAAGAAUCCCAUGUGCUAAAUUUGCACAGAACAAGUCCCAAAUUGUAAAUGGUUUUCAAAAACUUCAGCAGAAAGAAUUGCAUCCCUACAUAGGACAAUAAUGAGUAGUCAUGGCCACCAUUGCUGAAUAUGUUCUCUUGUUUGUGCAGAUUAUAGGAAAUUGCCCUAAAUGUAAGUACAAAUUUAGCAACUUUUUUUUUAAAAAAAGAAAAAGGUUUACAAGAUUACUCUGACAGCUGAGUUUCUUCUAGUUUCUAAAAACAGAAACUAGCCACCAAUGCAAGUAGAAAGCACAGCUCCUAGUACACAUGUUGAAAAUACUGAUAUGUCUCUGAAGGUCUGUCACUUUUCUGAUAGCUUGUAUAUGGUGUCUGGAGGAUUUGGACAGUACUUUCUACCUGCUUCAGCAGCCCAUUUCUGUAAAAGAUAAUACCUCGAAGAUGUGUGAUUUCAUCUGUGCACAUGGUCCCUCCAACCGUGUACAUUGCAACUGUUCCCACUGUGAUCAUGUGUUUGUAGUUGCUGUGGCCAGCGAGGCACCAUAGCCAGAUUUCUGUUGGAAGCCUCUCCAUGCUUAGCUAGGAUGGUCCUCAGAUGGCAGACAUGCAGUCUAUCAGUGUAUCCCUGCACUAGUCAAAAACCUUGCCAGCCUUGCCAGCUUGGCAGAAUCUGGAAUAGUUUGUGCUCCACUGGCAUAACCUUUGAGAAUCCAGGGUCACCACACCACACUAGGUUAACACCUUGUGAAGGUAAAUACAAGCUGAGUCUCCAGCAUCCAGAAUUCCAAAAUCUGAAAUCCCCCCCAAACCAAAACUUCUUAAUUGGUGGCUGAGGUAGCGACAGCUUUGCCUUUUGAUUGUUCAGUGUACACAAGCUUUGUUUCAUGCACAAAAUUAUUCAAAAUACUUCAUGCUAUGUGGAUAAGGUGUACUGGAAACAUACAUGAAUUUUGCAUUCAGACUUGGGUCUCAUCUCCAAGAUAUCUCAUUAUGUACGUAUAUGCAAAUACAGGUACUCCAAAAUCCAACCCAUCCACUCCCAUCCAAAAUACAUCUGGUAUCACACAUUUCAGAUGAAGAAGAUUCAGCCUGUAGUAAUAACCAUAAAAUUAAAAGAGAAAUUCAGUGUGUGGGCCACUGGGUCAUCUUUUCGGCAACCUGAGAGGCUCACAUAGCAAAGUUGUUCCUAAUCGAUUCAUGCAUGAACUUGAGAGAAGCAAAUCAAGUGAGUUGCUUUGGGAUUGUGUCUCCAUGCCCGCAGGACAAAGAAUUUGCUCUGAUUUUUAGUCCAAAUUUUAAAGGCACUGUCCCAGGUACUGAAGCUUUUGAGGUGGUUUGAUUCAGCCCCUUGGACAGUGCUUUGAAAUUUACGAUAGACUGGAAGAACCCUUUAAUUCUUCUUGCAUUUCUCUUUUCCCACAUUAAGUGACUUAUGUUGACGAAGCAUACACACUGGAACACAUCUUGGCAUCUUUUUCUUGCUUGUGUUCCUUGGCUGAUACCUUGAAACUGCUAGGUAGCGAUUCUGUUUGGAAAUGAUUGCUUAAACCUGUUUUUCACUUCAUACAGCACUCUCACCCUGACAGAUCCCUUCUUCUGUGCCAUCUUUUGUGGUGCAUUGAUCCUUCUGAAAAACAAUUGCAGUUAGUCUCCUGUCCUCAUCCUUGCCAGUCUCACUGUUCCAGAUGUGCUUGAGUUGCCUUAACAUGAGGGUGUUCUUUCUAAGAUAAGCUGUUGUUCAGUAAAAGAAAGAUUUGACACCAGAGGGAAAGGAACUGGACCAACAUUUUUGGCUUUUUGUUUAGGCAUACAAGCAUGUAAGUGGGUGGAAUUUUAUCACCAUCUGGUAGCACAAAACUUACAGUCAGCCCUCCAUAUCUAUAAAAAUAUUUAUAUAAAUUCCAAAAAAGCAAACCUUGAUUUUGUCAUUUUACAUAAGGGACAUCAAUUUAUUAUGCCAUUGUAUUUAAUGGGAUUGAGCAUCCAUGGAUUUAGGUAUCCACAGGGGUCUUAAAACCAAACCCCAGUGGAUACCAAGACUUACUUUUUUUUUUAGUACAACUUAACCUGUGUUCCCCCCAGGUUUGCUGCAUCCUGCUUACAAGAUGCAGGAUCAAACCCCCAAAUCAGGUCUGGGCUGUCUUCACGAUGUCUGCACCUAAUUUGGGGCCUCCUCCCCAUAAGCCAUAUUUUAAUAACUCCCCCUUUGCUGAAGGUUUUCAGAGGAGUUUCAGCAACAAUGGGUGGCUGCCUCUUUACUUGUAGUCCUUGUUCAUCACCUGGUGCUGCUAUUGUGGGUGCGAGUCACUCUGAGGUCAGAACAAGGUGCCCAGUGGUUAGGUGCCUUGUUUUGACCUCAGCGGUGGCACCAGGUGCUGAAUGGGGACCAUGUGUGGGAAGGCAACUAACACUGUCGUUGGGAAAAGAGACCACAAUACUCCAGGAAUAUAGUAUUCUGGCAAACACCAUGUCAGUGGAGUGUGUAAUCCUCUGCAUCUUUGGGCAAACUUUAAAGGAGCUAUCCAAAUGCUGACCCUAUUCCCCAGAAUAGCUUUUAAGCACCUCACUUUCAAGUUCAGACUAAAAGCUGGAGCAGGUUCACCACCUCAUUGACAUACGGACCUCCAACCACCAUCAUAUUUCUGCUGCCUUGAGUGAAUGGCUUGAAAUAUCAUUUUUUAACUGUUUAUGGCUUCACCUUUUCACACUACACUGUUAUGGCACUAUGAUUCCUCUCUAAUUCCCAU